GUUUUAGCACUAUAAGUGCGAUAUUUAUUCGAUCAACUUCAAUCGAGCUCGUUAAUUUGGUAGCGUAAAUGUAAAGUUGAAAUCGCGGCGUUGGGGAAAAUUGGGGAAAAUCGUUGAGGAAGCUUCCGAAACGUCAAAGAAGAGCGAUCAAUAUUGCCUAGUAAAACGGGAUAUGCGAAUUAAAAUUAACGCGAAUUGUAGUAACUUAAUUUUUUAUGCGAAUUAAAAUCAAAUCAAAAGUGCUAUGAUGCUAGUGUCAACGAAGGCGGAAACCACUAGCAGAAUACCGAAGUUCGGCGCGCGGCCCGCCGGCCCCGCCACCGUCACCGGCCCGAGCCACGGCCCUCUCACCGCCUGCAGCGUAGGCAACCCGGUUCGCGUCGGCACCAAGACAGGAAUCCUCCGGUACGUCGGCCGCGUGCACUUCGCCGAAGGCCCGUGGUGCGGCGUCGAGCUGUUCGAGCCGCUCGGCAAGAACGAUGGCGCCGUCGAAGGCGUCCGGUAUUUCGCGUGCGCGGAGCGCCGCGGCCUGAUGGCGCCGCUGGCGAAGGCCCAGCUCAUCCACGGCAUCCCAUCCAGCGCCCCGUCCUCCGGACCGCAUUCCAUGCUCUUCGUCGAGGAGGCCACCAAGCGACGACGCGUCGCCGACGACGCCGACGCCGCCGCCGAAAUCGACCCGGUGGAUGAUAAUAUCCCCAAAGCUACUCCGGAGUCGGUAACCGCUGCGAGAAAAUCGCGACUGUCGAUACUCAGAAAAGAAAGCGACGAGGAGAACAGCAACUCGAUGGAAUUUAACGAAACUCUAGGCAUACUAACCCCCGAUCAAAUGGACGGUACGCUGGUUAACAUGGACGCCGAGCACGAGCGAACGUUCCUGCAGCAGUUCAUCGAAGCCCAGAGCCCGAACGUGCCCGACCUCAGCUUGGGCAUACUCGACGAGGCGUUGCUCAACUUCACCCUGUCGAACACCCACUGGCUCAGCAGCGACGCCGGCAAAGCGCAGACGCCCACGGCCGUCGAGGAGCUGCCCUUGGAUCCGGCGCCUUCGGCGGGCGACGCCAAGCAGCCGGCCAAGUGCGGCGAGAAGAACUCGUCGAGCAUCACGAGCAUCACCAGCCUGGACAUCGGCUACCAGGGCGACGGCGAGAACUCGCGGCCGGAGAGCCGCGGCGCCGACGCCGCCCGGCUGACGAGGCGCAGCCGGCGGCCGGAGCCGAUGACCGAUUCGGACUUUUACACGGAGAGCGACGCCGACAAUCACGAGGAGCAGCCGGUCAGAGGCGACCGGCGGGCGCAGGUGAUCGACGGGACGCUCUACGGCGUCGAUCCGCAGGCGGCGGCCGACAUCUACGUCAACAACAGGGAGAACAUGGACUCGAGCGGGAUAUUCACCGAUAUGGAGAAGAACGAGGACGCGUCGCCGGACGCCAGUUCGAAGACCAUCACCGAGAACACGCAGACUUUCGACGGAGGGGAUCGCGUCGAUGAGGAUAAGGCGAAGAAGCGGGUGGUGGGCGAUGCUAAAGACUCCGGCGAAGCGGAUGGGAGCCCCAAGAAACCCAAAGCUGCGACUGCUAAGGGGGUUAGCAAGCCGGUUGGUAAACCGAGCGUCGGUGAAACGGGCGCCAAAGCGUCCGCGGGGAGGUGGAGCACCGUUUUGGAUAAGAUGAACAAGCACGAGCAGAAGAAGAUCGACUACAAGGUGGUGAAGUCGAAGGUGUUCGCUAGUCUCGAUGUCAAUUCGACGGGGAAUCCCAGAACGACGGUCGCCAAGAAACCCGCGGUUCAUAAAACGCCCAAUAACAAACAAACGCCGCAGAUAAUUAGAGGAAAGACAACCCCCAAAUACAGCUCCUGCACCGUCAUAUACGAAGACGCCGACGGGACGCCGAAAAACAAGCAGAGAUCAAGGACAAUUCGACCAAAGAGCGCACAAACGCCGAAGAGCACCAUCCACAGUUCGCAGAGCGACGUCAGCGCCGCGACGCCGCCCCUCUCCCAUCGAAAACCCGGAUCUGCGAAAAAGAGAACUGACGUGUCACAAGUGACACAAGUACUGACUGCGAAUAAACUACCUGCAAGGAAUCAACAAAAAACCGCAGUAGAAAAUAAGAAAAAUAUUCUUCCGCAUUUAUCGUCGAAAACUGAAACGAAAUCGCCAAAGAACGUUCAUAAGUCCAAGGAGACCUUCAAGCCUUCGAUCAAUUCUUCGGCUAAAGAGAGCCCCAGAAGUACAAUAAAAGCGGAGAGAUCGCAGAUUGUCCGAUCCCAAUCGCAAGCGAAUCCUCACCAUCAGCAGCCCCUGAUUACCGAGGCUCUUGCGGUUUUAGUGCAACAUCUCGUCUUCAAUGUGGGGGCUUACGAAGUCCCUUCGUUGAGGCGCCAGUUGGAGAAGCUAGCCAAGGAGAAUGGGAAAAUUAAGGAAGCCUUGGAGGAGGAAAAAAAUCGUAGCGUCCGAGAAGUUUCCGAGCUAAACCGACAUUACGCUGACGUAGAGCAACGGCUCGUCUCCGAAAGGGAAAACGACCGCAGGAACUUAUCGAAACAGCACGAGGAAGAGGUCGAAGAACGCAAGAAGGAAUUCAGGCAAUCCCUGGAGAUAGUCCGAGAGGAAAACGACUCCAUAUUGGAGCAAAUCCAAGAGAAAUCCGCGCUAAUAGAAAAGCUAAAAUACGAAAGCAAGAAACUAAAAGAAGACUACGAAUCGAAGGAAACCCUCCUGCUCGGCAACGUCCACAAACUGAAGCAGCACAACGCCCAGCUGGAGGAGAAACUGAAGCGCCUCGCCCAGGAGAACGACGAACUGAAGAAGCGCAACAGCUUCAUCGAAGUCAGCAACGAGGAGAGCUGCUUCGCCUCGCAGGACGUCCACUCCUUGACCGUCGUGCUCAGAAUGAAGCAGGACGAGAUGACCGAGCUGCGGAAGGAGCUGAACAGGGCCCUGCAAAAGGUCGACGAGCUGGUCGGCAUCGAGGAGAAGGCCAGGUACCUCAACGACAAGUGCGAGGGGCUCGAGUUCCAAUUGGACGUGAAAAAUUCAACGGAAAACGGCUUGCAACAGGAGAUAUUCAAAUUGAAGGAGAACCUGAAGGAGGAGCAGGCGCAGAGGAAGAGGAUCCUGUUGCACAACGAGGAGCUGUUGUGGAAGCUGAGGCAGAACAAGGAGGUGAUGACCAAGGUGGUGGAACAAGCCGACGGAAUCGGUUUGAACCGGUCGAAAUUGUCGGCCAGCUGCAGGGAGUCCAAUUCGAGGAAAAUGCUGCUCGAACGGUCGCUGUCGUUGCGCGAAAAAAUGCCCAGCCGAUUAUUGAACGGCAAAGAGGAGGAGAGCCGCAAGUUCUUCGACGACAGCGUCGACGAAACGACGCCCAAAGUGAAAAUAAUCGUGGAGAAAUCGGACUCGGUGAGUUACAUGUUGGAAAUGAACGAGGACCCGGACGCGAUGGCGAGCAGGUUCAUCAACCGGAUGACGUCGACGCCGAAGUUCAAGCGGCCGCGCAUCAAAAACCAGCCGAGGCAGAGCCCCAUCUCCUCGUCGGUGCCGAACGACUUCCAACGCGAGCCGGUCAUCGAGCUGUCGCCGAUGUGGCGCGACGGGCACGAUCUCGACGACGCCGACGACGACGACCUGACGGAGUUGCCGGCGCUGCCGGACGUGCUCGGCGGCGGCGGCGGCGCGGCGGAGGCGCUGCCCGCCCCCAGGCACCUCGCCGGCGAGGCCAUGGCGUCGGAGAACAAUUCGGAGGACGAGAGCACCAGCUCGUCGCAGUUGUGAGAUGAACUCGAUUUUUAAGUUUUCUCGACUCGUUGACUAAGAGUAUUGUAAUGUUCGAUCGAGGAAUUUCCAAGCCCGGGCACUUUUCGAACGAGCUUAGUGAAUUUAACGAAUACUCUCAUCGCAAACGCGUCGGUUUUUAACGUGCAUGUAAACGUGUUCUGAAGUUACUUUGUUUUUAUACGUAUGUAGUUUUAAUCGAUUGUGAUUUGUUUUAUAAGAUCAGAGUGUUUCAAUUGGACUAACGAGUUCGAUUUUAUUGUUAUAUUUAAUAGAAAUUUAUGAUAAAAAAUGUAUAUGUUGAAACACACUGUAAAUACUUAUACAUAAUUCUCUAUUUCCAGUAUUAAGGUAAAUGUAAAAUAGUUUGGUUUUUUUAUAUAAUAUUAGAGAGCUAAUCUGUCGCGAUUCUCGAGGUGUAUAUGUUUUUUUAUUCUUAUUAAUAACGCGUGAAUCCUAUUUGUAUAAAUUUAAUAAUUUAUAAACUGGUGAAGUAUUUUAAUUGUUAGGACCAACUUUAAAUUAUAAAGCUGUUAUUAAAAUAAAGAAUUUACUUACCAUACGCAUUGUUUUGACU
Phyllotreta striolata is the source of this 4352-nucleotide messenger RNA. The record is from the annotation of a GenBank genome assembly. NCBI's taxonomy places the organism in Eukaryota, Metazoa, Arthropoda, Insecta, Coleoptera, Chrysomelidae.